Nicotiana tabacum (common tobacco) is the source of this 765-nucleotide messenger RNA. The record is from RefSeq and is a predicted model, not a curated record. NCBI's taxonomy places the organism in Eukaryota, Viridiplantae, Streptophyta, Magnoliopsida, Solanales, Solanaceae.
AUGGAGCAUCAGAUGAAGUUGUGCACUCGGAGCAAGAACAAAUGUUUAACCACAAAAUUCAUCAGCAUCUUCUUUUUCACCUUGUUUCUUUUUGUCAUCCUUUUCCAUAUCCAGUAUUCAUAUCCUUUUGAUUUCUCCUUAUCAGCAAGGUCUCAAAGAUGUGCUUUUCGUUCCCAAGAGAAUUACUCUGAUGUCAAGGAAACCAUGACGGCGAAGCUCAAAGACGCUAUCACUUUCCUCCCCCUUCAGGACCUUAGAUUUAGAGAAACAGCCACAACUGGCCACACAUGGUUUAUGAGCUCUUUGAACGAUACACACGAGGAAAAUGAAGCAGAACACUUGUAUUUCCCUUCUAAGGCAUCCAAAGGACGGCUUCUUUGCUUUAAGGGAUGGGAUACUAAGGAUGGCACAAAGAAUUCAUAUGCUUUGGCAUGGCGAGAAAGUCUUCCCGACUCUGCUAUUCUAUUGGAAGGCUUAACAUUCAUAUCCUACACAUAUUACGACCACCAUAAUCUAUGGCAUGGAUUAUCUGCAGUGGCUCCUUUUGUAAGAUGGUCAAUGAAAAAUAAGUGUUUGAAGCCAGCAAGAUGGGCCCUAUUCCACUGGGGAGAACUGAGAUUAAGAAUGGGGUCAUGGGUUCAACAACUUAUGCAAGCAAAUUUUGGUAAAGUUAAGGUGGAAGUAUUUGAUAGAGAUGUACCUUACUGUUUUGAGAAAGCCAUUGUCAUGAGGCAUGAGACAAGUCAAAUGGGGCAGGAGAAUUAG